Siniperca chuatsi (mandarin fish) is the source of this 2351-nucleotide messenger RNA. It is a transcript of the gene foxn1, whose product is annotated as forkhead box N1. Gene Ontology annotation, biological process: regulation of transcription by RNA polymerase II. Gene Ontology annotation, molecular function: DNA-binding transcription factor activity, RNA polymerase II-specific; transcription cis-regulatory region binding. Bases 251 to 1954 code for a protein of 567 amino acids. The record is from RefSeq and is a predicted model, not a curated record. Lineage: Eukaryota; Metazoa; Chordata; Actinopteri; Centrarchiformes; Sinipercidae. The transcript has 9 exons.
CUCUUCCUCUCUCACUUUCUCCUUCAUUUCUCUACCUCCCUUACUCUUUGAGCCUCAUACUGUCACUGUAAAACUUUCAGAGAGGAACUCAAGUUUAAAUUUCACCAGAAAAAAGAAAAUGCUUGAAAAGACGCCCCCAUGGAGCAUCUUAAAACGUGCGUAGGAGCUGCCUGAUGGUUCUGCGAUUAGUUUGACUUCACAUCCUGCAGACCACAACAGCCUGAUUGAUGGGAGUAGAUUUUGGUGCAGAAUGUCAGAUGCCCCGCCAUUUUACCCCAGCAGUGGCAAGUCUCAAACAUCAACCCCUCAGGCCAGCCUUCACACCUGUGAGCCCUGUGGGACCUCCUGCCAGCAGAUGGCAGAAUCACAGAGUAAAGAGGGCAGGGACAUCUGCUUCACCCAGCAAGGGAGCAACACCUUCAGCUUGAGGACUGCAGCUGUGAACAGGAGGCACAGCACUGAUGGGACCAUCUGUUCAGGGUCAGGAUCAGCACCAGGACGAGGCCCCAUUGAUUCUGACCGUUUCCAUCCGUACCGUCGACAGUUCAGCGAUGGAGCAGUGAUGGCUGUAGGUUGUCUCCAACAGUGCUCGUCUUCCUUCAGCUGUCUGCAGGAGGUGUGCGGCCCUGACACUCAUUCACACAGCUCAAGCGACGAGGCACCAACAUGGGACCAGUACAAUGGCAGCGUUCAGGUUUCUAGACUUAUGAGUUUGCACCCAGAACUGCCUGUACCAGCAGAGCCCUCCUGCUUCCUGACUCAAAGCUAUCCAUCCUACAGCUCAUCGAUCCCUCUACAACAGGUCUCUCCUAGACUGUACCCUAAUAAUGACCAGUCCAACAGCUCAAAAUAUUCUCUCUCCACUCAAUCACACCAGGAGUGCACCACCCAGCCCCUCUUCCCCAAGCCCAUUUACUCAUACAGCAUCUUGAUCUUCAUGGCUCUGAAGAACAGUAAAACAGGAAGGUUGCCAGUCAGUGAGAUCUACAGCUUCAUGACUGAACACUUCCCCUAUUUCAAGACAGCUCCUGAUGGAUGGAAGAACUCUGUGCGCCACAAUCUCUCCCUGAACAAGUGCUUUGUGAAGGUGGAGAACAAAAAUGGGAACUCGUCCCGUAAAGGCUGCCUGUGGGCUCUCAAUCCAGCCAAGGUGGAGAAAAUGCAGGAGGAGCUGCACAAGUGGCGUCGCAAGGACCCCGUCACUGUUCGCAGGAGCAUGGCGAGGCCAGAAGACCUUGAUCGUUUACUGGGAGAGAGACCGGACAAGCUCAGGUCUUUGCCACCUUACACCAACCCAGUUUUGUUAUCCAGAGUGGCCUCUGUCUACGGCACCACCUCAUCAUCUUGCACCCCAGCCCAGCUUCAGACACCCUGCCUAUCCAUUCAGCGUCCACAGUAUGCAAAUAUUCAACCUCAGCAGCCCUGCUACCGUCCCCCCACUGCUGCUGCUCACCCCAGCAACUCAUUUGCCCUGAACUCACCCAUGGCUGGUAAGAUGCCACCUGUUUACAAUGCCGCCCUGCAGGCUGAGAUCAGUAUUGGCCCCAGGAUGAUGCAGGAUUUUCUGUUGGAGGGAGAUGCCAGUUAUGACGUCGACACGCUCAACCCCAGUCUGACUGACCUGCAGCUGCAAGGUAACUUGUGGGAGGAGUUAAGGGAGGACAGCCUGGUAUCUGAUCCACAAGUCACCACCACAACCCCGUUCACUACCUGUGCCCUGCAGGACCACCACGUCCAGACCAGCUGCCUGCAGGUCUCGUCUCCCGUCAUUCAAACGCCAGAGGUGACUGCUGUCGGUCGACGAAAAGCAGAGUAUGAGGACGAAAACACAGGCAGUGGACGAAACUUAGAGCAGCAUGGCUGUUUGAAUGGACUGCAUCCUGUGGUUUAUUCAGGGGUGGAGAGUCUGGCUGGGUAUCUGACCUCCUGUACCACAUCCAUUUCCUUAAUGUAAAGACCUGACUGUUCAGGCUGUUUCACACUCUCUGACCAUUCAUGUGCUAUAUUAACCUAAAUGGGGAACAUUGUUUCAGGCAGCUUCAUGCCACAGUAUUAGCUUGGUGGUUAUUUAACCCAUCAAAUCCUCUGUUUACCACUGUGUGACAGACUCUGGAGCGACUAGUUAUAAAGAUAUGUCUGCAUUCACUGUCACCAACAAGUAAAAAAUAAGAGCUCUUGUUGUAUCUUUUUUGUCUGUUUCAAUACACAUUUCUUUCCCCCAAUUUUUUAUUUGUAAGAGCUUCUGCUAUAUGGCGAAUUAGCAAAUGAUAGUAAACAGGAAACAGUGUCUCAGUUAGUAAAUACGGAAACACUUGAUAAAUUAAAACUGGAAUUAAAUUCCUUAUUGAAAA